This is a messenger RNA of Seriola dumerili (greater amberjack), 794 nucleotides long. It is a transcript of the gene eef1b2, whose product is annotated as eukaryotic translation elongation factor 1 beta 2. The transcript has 7 exons. Gene Ontology annotation, molecular function: translation elongation factor activity; guanyl-nucleotide exchange factor activity. The coding region runs from base 59 to 745 and encodes 228 amino acids. NCBI's taxonomy places the organism in Eukaryota, Metazoa, Chordata, Actinopteri, Carangiformes, Carangidae. Gene Ontology annotation, cellular component: eukaryotic translation elongation factor 1 complex; cytosol. The record is from RefSeq and is a predicted model, not a curated record. Gene Ontology annotation, biological process: translational elongation.
CUCCUUCUUCUUCCUCCUCCGACGGCUCCUUCGUAGUCCUCGUCAGUUCUCCUUCGUCAUGGGCUUCGGUGACCUGAAAGCACCCUCCGGCCUCAAAGUGCUGAAUGACUUCCUGUCGGACCGCAGCUACAUAGAGGGGUAUGUCCCCUCUCAGGCCGAUGUGGCGGUCUUUGAGGCGAUCUCGUCGCUGCCCACGGCCGACCUGUGCCACGCCCUCCGCUGGUACAACCACAUCAAGUCUUACAAGGACCAGAAGAACAGUCUUCCAGGUGUGAAGAAAGCCCUGGGUCAGUACGGCCCUGCAGGUGUGGCUGACGCCACUUCUAGUUCCGGCCCUGCCACUGCCUCAAAGGACGAUGACGACGAUGACAUCGACCUGUUCGGCUCCGACGACGAGGAAGACUCGGAGGCAGCCAAGUUGAAGGAGCAGCGUCUGGCAGAGUACGCUGCCAAGAAGUCCAAGAAGCCCGCCCUCAUCGCCAAGUCUUCGAUCUUAUUGGACGUUAAGCCGUGGGAUGACGAGACCGACAUGGCCCAGCUGGAGGAGUGUGUUCGCAGUAUUCAGAUGGACGGGCUGGUCUGGGGACAAUCCAAACUGGUCCCGGUAGGUUACGGCAUCAAGAAGCUGCAGAUCGGCUGCGUGGUUGAAGACGACAAGGUGGGCACAGACAUCCUGGAGGAGCACAUCACUGCCUUUGAGGAUUACGUUCAGUCGAUGGACGUUGCUGCUUUCAACAAGAUCUGAAAACACAACAAACAUCAAAUCAUGUUAAUAAAAAGCACUUCAACACAAA